This is a messenger RNA of Encephalitozoon cuniculi GB-M1, 267 nucleotides long. RefSeq lists its product as uncharacterized. The transcript has a single exon. NCBI's taxonomy places the organism in Eukaryota, Fungi, Microsporidia, Unikaryonidae. Bases 1 to 267 code for a protein of 88 amino acids. The record is from RefSeq and is marked provisional.
AUGGACGAGAAGCUUAAGGAGAUGGCAGAUGCAAGUAGCUUUGCAGAAAAAGAGCUAGAAUCAAUUCUCGGAGAAAUAACCUUACAGAAUGAGAAGCUUGUAGAUAUUCAACGCAAAAUAGGAAUCACGCGAGCCCAUCUUCUGAAGAACUCGAGACUGGUUGGGGAGAUGCUCAGAAUUACAAAGCCCAAGCUGGCCAUUGGGAUAAUAGUUCUCUCCAUAAUAUUUAUUGCCAUUAUAUACGUUAAGCUUGUGUUUCCCAGCUAG